GUCACCACCUCCUCGCCUCAUCUCUUUCCGUUCCCUCUCUAAUUUCUCGCACUCUCCAAACGCUUCCAAAUCUAGAUCUCUCUCACUGUUUAAACCUCCCUCUCCUAGAUUCCGUUACCGGAAAACUGCCGAUCUUUGCCUGAAACUGCCUCGAUCGGAAUCUCCGGCGACUAUAUCCACAUCUCGUAGAUAAUACGCGAUUGCGUCGAAAUGAGUAACGGAGAGCUGCUUCGCAUCGAACCUGUUGACCUUCAAUUUCCAUUCGAAUUGAAGAAGCAGAUCUCGUCUUCUUUGAAUCUGACGAACAACUCUGAUAACCAUGUCGCUUUCAAGGUGAAGACAACAAAUCCGAAGAAGUAUUGUGUGAGGCCUAACACUGGGGUUGUGUCGCCGCACUCUAAUUGUCAAGUUAUAGUUACAAUGCAAGCACAAAAGGAGGCUCCAACUGACAUGCAGUGCAAGGACAAGUUUUUGCUUCAAAGUGUGGUUGUGACACCUGGCGUCACGGCAAAGGAUAUUACUCCAGAAAUGUUUGCCAAGGAAUCAGGGAACCUUGUUGAUGAAUGCAAGUUGAGAGUAGUGUAUACCUCACCUCCUCAACCUCCAUCACCUGUGCGAGAAGGUUCUGAAGAAGGAUCUUCACCAAGGGCCUCACUAUCAGAAAGUGGACAAAUGAAUUCAUCUGAGCACAGCAAUGUUUCAAGAGCACAAAAUGAGUCACAAGAGAAGUCAUUGGAGGCAAAAGCCUUAAUUUCUAAGCUCACAGCGGAGAGAGAUUCUGCCAUUCUGACGAAUAAAAAGCUCCAGCACGAUUUGGAUCUGUUGAGACGGGAAUCAAACCACAGUCGAGGAGGUAUUCCAUUUAUGUACGUUGUUAUCAUUGCCUUGCUCGGUGUUCUCCUCGGCUAUCUCUUCAAGAGGGCAUCAUGAAGGCCAUGUAUGUUUCAAUUCUCAGGUUCUUUUGGAAAACUAAAGUGUGAUUAAUUUUUGUGUAUUGAUUGACUAGUUGUCUGGUGGACCUAUUUUUUUGAAUUAAAGAAAAAAGUUUCUUUGGUUAUGUAGUAAUUUCACGACCCACACUUGUGACUUAUUUGUUUAGACGA
Cuscuta campestris is the source of this 1103-nucleotide messenger RNA. Lineage: Eukaryota; Viridiplantae; Streptophyta; Magnoliopsida; Solanales; Convolvulaceae. The record is from the annotation of a GenBank genome assembly.